Molecule: messenger RNA, 468 nt
Organism: Melampsora larici-populina 98AG31
Lineage: Eukaryota; Fungi; Basidiomycota; Pucciniomycetes; Pucciniales; Melampsoraceae
Exons: 5
Coding region: 1-468 (155 amino acids)
Source: RefSeq, a predicted model, not a curated record
AUGUCUUGGAAGCCAUUGAUACCCGUCUUUAAUCUUCUGCUUGUUUUCCUGCUUGCCGGAGAUCUCGGGUCCAAUAUUUUGGUAGAUGCCAAUGCUAUAGAUUGCAAUUAUAGUUGGACUAGCGGAGGCCCAAGUCAGAUACCUGGAGAGGGAUUUAAACCAUACUCGUGUGCUCCAACGGGGCGUGUCACGUAUCUUUGCGACAAAUGUGGAAGGCAAGAUAAACAAAUACCCUCUGCUGUGGAUUGCGUCACCCAAGAAGGAAAAGUGGUGAACCAUGGGGGUGCAUGGGCCUGCGACCUCCUUUUGACGCCCCUUUCAGAACCUCGCAAAGACGGCAGAAACUUCAAUUGCAACCAAUCUGCGACGCCGGACCUGUACUAUUGCAGGUCUUUCGGUAGGCCUCAACAAUGUCCGGAGGGUCAUUGUUGUGUUGCUGGUGAUGCCAAAUGUAAAUUUAACCCCUAA